Molecule: messenger RNA, 1793 nt
Organism: Cajanus cajan (pigeon pea)
Lineage: Eukaryota; Viridiplantae; Streptophyta; Magnoliopsida; Fabales; Fabaceae
Product: dof zinc finger protein DOF1.4
Biological process (GO): regulation of DNA-templated transcription
Molecular function (GO): DNA-binding transcription factor activity; DNA binding
Source: RefSeq, a predicted model, not a curated record
CAACUUCAAAUUUUCAGUCUCUCACUCAAACUCGCACAACAUUGCUAUUUGAAACCUUGAAACGAGGCUCACUUCAAUUCUGUUCUUUGUUUGUUUACUCUUUGUUUUCAAGGAUUCCUUGGAGAGAGCAAAAUGUCGGAUAACUCUGCGAAAAUGGUAUUAAUCCCUCCAACGACCAACCAAUGGCCACAGGUGGAUGAUCACAAGGUCUUGAUGGGUUCAUCAGGUGGAAGUAAUAAUAAUAAUAAUAAUAGUAAGGUAAUGGAAAAACGGGGUCAAGAAAUUCUGCAGCAGCAACAACAACAAGCCCUCAAGUGCCCUCGUUGUGACUCAUCAAACACCAAGUUCUGCUACUACAACAACUACAGUUUGUCUCAGCCAAGACACUUCUGCAAAGCCUGCAAGCGCUAUUGGACAAGAGGUGGAACCCUCAGAAACGUUCCUGUUGGUGGAGGCUGCAGAAAAAACAAGCGUGUCAAGCGUCCAAUAACAAACCCUUCUUCUGCUGCUGCUGCUGCCAUUGACACUGCUUCUAAUUCGUCUUCUUCUUCUGCUCCCACUGCUACUUCACAACCCCAGAUCGACACUGCUUCAACCUCAAACCAUAUCAACCCUUUGUUUUAUGGCUUACCAAGUAGCUCUAGCGAUGUCAAUGUGAAUCUUCCAUUAUUCCCUAGGUUUGGUUCUAGGAUCUCAAGUUCCGGGUUUGAUCUUCAGCUCAAUGACGCCCUUGGAUUAGGUUUUUCAUCCGGGGUUGUGUCCAAUGAAGCUAGUGAUAAUAAUAACGGUUACCGAAACGGGUUUGGUUCAAAUAAUACGCUUCUUUCAAGUUAUAAUUCCAUCUUUGGUUCUUCUACUUCAAGUUCUACUGCCACUACUCCAUCUAUGCCUUCUUUGUUGCUGCAACAGAAGUUCAUGAGUGGUGGAUUGAAAGAUGGUCUUGAAAGCAACACUUUUCAGCAGGGCUUGGGCUUAACCCCACUAGAGCAGAUGCAAAUGGGAAGUGAUCAUAUUCAUAGCAGUGAGGCAGGGAUGGUGGCUUUAAAAGAUGUGAAAGUAGAAUUAGGACAAAGCAACAGGUUGGAGUGGAAUAAUGGUGCUUGCCAAAACCAGAUCCAGCAUGUGGGUUUGUACGAUCCCUCGCUUUAUUGGAAUAACACAGUGGGUGUUUGGAAUGAUCAAGCUGCUAAUAUUGGUUCCUCAGUCACUUCUCUGAUCUAGAAAAUACAAUCCAAUCGAAUGAAGAAGCAUGGUUUUCAAGUUUGUCUCCCCCUUCUGUCUUGUUACUUGUUACUUCUACUUUUUUCUUUUUUUCUUUUGGGGCAAAAUGGGUUUAGUUUACUUAAUUAAUUACAUCAAAAUUUAUUGAAAAAGGAGGAAACGUGAUACUUGUAAGAAAAUGGGAAAGCUAAAGGUGAGAGGAGUUUGGAUCGGAGCGAUCAUGUCAGAUGCAUCCUGCAAAAUAUAUAUAAUUACUCUUCAGCCUGUUAGUUUUAUAUGUCAAGGUUGGGAAAAGAAUUGCAUAUGUUGCUCUGAGAGGAACCUCGGAUCCUCUUCUCUCAUCGUCUCACAGUGGCUGCUAUGCUCCUAUCUGUGCAGUACUGGUGUUCUAGCUCUAUGGUGAAUUGAACUUCUCCAUUGUGAGUAAGUUGGUCUUUCUUUUUGUUAUGUAUAUAUGCAAUAUGACAUAUCUUUAAUUUCUUUUCUUAUUUUGUAAUGUACUAGCGUGAUUAGAUUGGUGGGGGUAGGGGAUUUACGUAGAAAGGAACUAAUAUUGGUUUCAUUUUUCUUAA